Sinocyclocheilus rhinocerous is the source of this 810-nucleotide messenger RNA. Its product is annotated as olfactory receptor 1L3-like. Gene Ontology annotation, biological process: detection of chemical stimulus involved in sensory perception of smell; G protein-coupled receptor signaling pathway. The record is from RefSeq and is a predicted model, not a curated record. Gene Ontology annotation, molecular function: odorant binding; olfactory receptor activity. The transcript is spliced from 2 exons. Gene Ontology annotation, cellular component: membrane. The coding region runs from base 1 to 810 and encodes 269 amino acids. NCBI's taxonomy places the organism in Eukaryota, Metazoa, Chordata, Actinopteri, Cypriniformes, Cyprinidae.
AUGGACAACCUGACAUUCAGAUACAGUGUACUACUAGUGGAAGGACUGAAUGUUACACCGCAGUCAAGCUUUCCUGCAUUUAUCCUUAUUUUGAUUCUAUACAUAUUUAUAAUGUUAUCUAACAUUGGGAUGAUGAUUCAGAUUUUAGUAGAAAAAAGUUUACACCAGCCUAUGUACAUUAUUUUCUGCAACUUGACACUGAAUGAUAUAUUAGGGUCUACUGUUCUUAUGCCACACUUGUUGAAGGAUAUUUUAACAGACCCCUCUAAGCGCUACAUCACAUAUGUGGAGUGUGUUAUUCAAGCUUAUUUUACUCAUUUGAAUGGUACAGCAUCUCACGCUGUGAUAAUGAUUGGCCUCAGUGUGCGCCUGUCUCACUGCAGAUCUGUGAUUCAAAACCAUUUUUGUGAUAAUGCUUCACUUUUUAAACUAUCCUGUGAAAAUACUGUGAUUAAUAAUGUAUAUGGAUUGACUUUCGCUGUGGUUUUAUUUGCCUCCUCAAUAGGGAGUGUGGCAUUAACAUAUCUCAGAAUAAUGAUGGUAUGCUUCAAAAGUAAAAACAAAGCAAACUACAGCAAAGCCAUAAAAACCUGCAGUGCUCACUUGACUGUUUAUAUAAUUAUGUUUGUGUCUGGGUGUGUUGCAAUUUUUCUUCAUCGUUUCCCUGUAUAUGGUGAAACUAGGAAACUAGGUAGUGUAAUGUUUCAUAUUAUUCCACCAGGCUUGAAUCCAAUAAUAUAUGGUAUUCAAGCCAAAGAAAUAAGACAAAAAAUGGUUAAACUCUUUAGAAACAAAGUUAAUACUAAGUGA